UUCCGCCAGCGGUUUCCGGUCCGCCGUGCGCCUGCGCUGCGCUCCUUACCCCUCCCCCCCUUCUGUGCCGGUGUCCUGGCCUCAGGGCAAGUCGCUAGCGGCGCCCCUCCCCCGGUGAGGUGACUGAGAGGGACGUGCUCCGGCAGCGAUGGAGAUGCCGGAUAUUGUGAGGCAAAAUAAAAUUGCGGAACUGAAGAACUUCCUCUGUUCUUCUAAGUUACAAAAUAAUCCUACUUCAGCAAGUCCUGGUUUUGAAGCAAAUGGUAAUCAGCCUGUCUACCCAAACUCCCUUCUUCCAGUGAAGUCAGUCCAACACAGACCAGAGGUGGUGAGCAGUCAGCCUCUCGCCAUAGUAGAUAACGGCAAAAAGAAAAAGAAAAAAAGGAGGACCAGAGCCACAGACCAUCUCCCGGGGAAGUUUGAAGACUUGUACAAGCUGACUGCUGAGCUCCUUGGUGAGGGAGCAUAUGCCAAGGUUCAAGGUGCUGUUAGUCUGCAAAAUGGGCAAGAAUAUGCAGUAAAAAUAAUUGAGAAAAACACCGGACACAGUCGAAGUCGUGUUUUUCGUGAAGUAGAAACAUUGUAUCAAUGUCAGGGUAACAAGAACAUUUUGGAGUUAAUAGAAUUUUUUGAAGAUGACACAAGGUAUUACCUUGUCUUUGAGAAAUUGCGAGGAGGUUCGAUCCUAGCCCACAUACAAAAGCGAAAGCACUUUAAUGAACGGGAAGCCAGCAGGGUGGUAAGAGACAUUGCGUCUGCUCUGGAUUUUCUGCAUACUAAAGGCAUUGCACAUAGGGAUCUGAAGCCUGAAAACAUAUUGUGUGAAUCUCCAGAAAAGGUGUCACCAGUGAAAAUAUGUGACUUUGACCUUGGUAGUGGAGUGAAACUCAACAGUGCAUGUACUCCAAUAACUACUCCUGAAUUAACUACUCCAUGUGGUUCUGCGGAAUACAUGGCACCAGAGGUGGUCGAAGUCUUCACAGAGGAGGCCACGUUCUACGACAAGCGCUGUGAUCUGUGGAGUCUGGGUGUGAUUUUGUAUAUCAUGCUCAGUGGCUAUCCCCCUUUUGUGGGGAACUGUGGCACAGACUGUGGCUGGGACAGGGGAGAAGUCUGCAGAGUCUGUCAGAAUAAGCUCUUUGAGAGUAUCCAGGAAGGCAAGUAUGAGUUUCCGGACAAGGACUGGUCUCAUAUAUCCAAUGAUGCCAAAGAUCUCAUCUCAAAGUUGCUAGUUCGUGAUGCCAAGGCAAGACUUGGUGCUGGUCAGGUUCUUCGGCAUGUAUGGCUGCAAGGGCAGGCUCCUGAAAGGGGAUUACCCACGCCACAAGUUCUUCAAAGAAGGAACAGCAGCACGAAAGACCUGACACUUUUUGCGGCAGAGGCCAUUGCCCUUAACCGUCAGCUGUCACAGCACGAGAAUGAGCUGGAUGAAGAGCAAGAGAACAUUGCUCAGGCCAUGUGUUCCAUGAAGCUUUCUCCCCCAUCCAAAUCCCGCUUAGCCAAACGCAGAGCAAUGACCCAAGCCACCAAAAAUGGUGACUUCCAACCAGUCACUCAUGCAGCCCUUUGACAUGCUGACCCUGCUAUAGGUUCUAAUGGGAUUGGUCAGCUUUACUUCAUGUAUUUUUAAAGUCUAAUAGACAUCAAGGUUUAAUGACUUAGUAGGAAGCUCAUUUAUAAAGGGACUUAUACCUUUAAAUGGAUAUAUUUUGUAGGAAUGUUUGUGCUUGACGGAUUUGGUUGAUUAGGACAAUUUAAUCGAAAUUCUUUUUAAACUAAAGAAAGCAGGGUUGCUGCUUUGUUACCAGAGAUGAUAAACCACUAAGCUUUCCUUGUUUCUCUUAAAAGAGCCCACUUUAAAAUGUAGACUUGAGGACAUUUGGAAAAGUUCUUCUCUUGCUUUGCAUGUCAGAGCACAAAGGCUUUCUAACCCCAACUCAACCACCCUUGUGUAGGAAACCAUGGUGCUGCUCCUUUGGAGCCUCUUGGUGCUGCUGCUUUCAUCAGCUGGAGCUGCUGCUAAUGACCUACUCCGUACACUUCUUUCAACCCACCAAAAGGCCGUGAGUGCCCCUUGUCCUUCACACCUACUGACUCAGGAAGUGCAGAGGAUUCUUAAGGCUGGACCCUGCAAUUUGAUGAGCACUCUCCACUCCCAUUGGCUUCAGUUGGAGAUAAGCACAUCCUGCAAGAUGCUGAGGAUGCUCAAGCAUGUAACUGGCUCAGGGCCUUGGAAAUGAACCAAAUGCCGGGAAGUAGAUUUUCAUCUUUUGAGGGGGAGGUUUAGGCAAGCAUGUGGACCCCGAACAUUGUUUUAUUUCUAUACCAGACACCUCUUUAUAUUCUCAUAACUAGAAUGUACUCAGACUUACCUCUGUUUUAAUACAUUAAAUUCCACCUUUUCUUGCCAGUGACAUUCUUAAAUCUGUAAAAGCAGCAAAGAAUCCUGUGGCACCUUAUAGACUAACAGAUGUUUUGGAGCAUGAGCUUUCAUGGG
Messenger RNA from Gopherus evgoodei (Goodes thornscrub tortoise), 2497 nucleotides. RefSeq names its product MAPK interacting serine/threonine kinase 1 (gene MKNK1). Lineage: Eukaryota; Metazoa; Chordata; Testudines; Testudinidae. The coding region runs from base 149 to 1570 and encodes 473 amino acids. The record is from RefSeq and is a predicted model, not a curated record. Gene Ontology annotation, molecular function: calcium/calmodulin-dependent protein kinase activity; calmodulin binding; ATP binding. Gene Ontology annotation, biological process: protein autophosphorylation; peptidyl-serine phosphorylation; intracellular signal transduction. Gene Ontology annotation, cellular component: nucleus; cytoplasm. The transcript has 14 exons.